CUUGGAGGUCAGCGUUUGAGACGAACCUAUCUCAAAGAAUUGUACAAACGUCAACUUUCCCACCGAACUAGGGAAGGUAAACAGAUAUUGACUUCCAAUCCCAUCUGCCCGAACAACUCUGUCAGUACCAAUGUCUACCCAGAAGGAGAUUGCGGUUGGCAUUAUUGCGAUCCCCGCAUUGCUCAACUUCGACUUACCUACUUGAGGCUGGCGCAAUUGCGCAAGCCGCAUCCAGCAGCUCCACUGCCUCCGGAAGAAGUCCUCAUGGAGGCAGAAGAGCUAAGAGAACGUAAUUCAUUUUCAUCCGUCGGACCGACGGCCGGUCCAGCGAGAGGCCUUAGCAACAGCAUGAUGGAUGCAGUCAUGUUGCAGCCGAGAGAGGCCUCAAGAGAGAGCGUGGGCCGAUUGUCGUCGGGUGUAAAUGGGAAAGUGGAAUGGGAAGGAAGAGGCUCUCGUUCGGCGACGGAGACAUGCCUGCCAAGCGGUCAGAGGUACCAGUGCCAGUUGAAGGGAGGUCCACAAUCCUCCGCAAUCAGCUGCCUGCCUACUCUCCGAGAAGUCCUAAGGGUCGUCCUCAGUAUUUUUGGUUAG
Protopolystoma xenopodis is the source of this 591-nucleotide messenger RNA. Lineage: Eukaryota; Metazoa; Platyhelminthes; Monogenea; Polystomatidea; Polystomatidae. The record is from the annotation of a GenBank genome assembly.